Messenger RNA from Cercopithifilaria johnstoni, 444 nucleotides. The record is from the annotation of a GenBank genome assembly. NCBI's taxonomy places the organism in Eukaryota, Metazoa, Nematoda, Chromadorea, Rhabditida, Onchocercidae.
AUGGGAUCCGGCUCGGUUUAUUUUUUCCUUCUAAUUCUUAUCAUUAUCGACCUAUUCGAUGUGUUUUAUACACAACAAUUAACUCCAAUUAUCGGUGGUAAAUGCGAUAUUAACAGUCCGGAAGUACCAAUUGGUGGAAAAGAAACACAAUUCUUUUUGAAAUGUGAGCAAAGCUUACAAUCAGAAAGCGAUAAAGGAGUUUGGGUAGUGAAAAGUCGUAUUUUAUCAACAACACCUCAAACAAGUUCUCCAGCAGCUGUAGCCACUGUACUAUCAUCAAUCGAUAAUAAGCAACAAUCGCAACAGUCCCCUAAAUCACACAAUAUUAUUUGUGUGGAAGAUAAAAAUGUAAAAGAUGGCGAUCCGUGCUCGGUGUCAUCGAUAUGCCUACAACAGGAACAGGGACAAAUGUCAUCAAAUUAUUUGCAAUGUGAUCAAACGUAA